AUGACGGGGCAAUCCAGAAGGAGCUGCACAACAUCGUCGCGCGUUCUCCCAGAAGAGGACGGUGGAGUGUUGCACUCCGAUACUAUGAACAACCAAUCACGACCGGUUCCAGGACCACCUUCAACAGCGGCAGCUGGUGCAACAUCGGCGCUGCAGCAAAUGAAACCAGUGCGGUUCACGAACGUUUACGCUGCAGCGGAGAUGAGAGAGCAUCAGGAUCAAGAAAUAGCACCAAAAAACGACACUGACGCGGCUCCUGGUGCAGGAGUCGUGUGCUCUCAGUCACCAACGCGCGCCGCCAGCUUCAGUACCGAGAUAGCGGAAACGGAGUAUCAAUUUUUGGACGACAUGAACCACGAGCCGCACCAGGUGCGCGACAAUCUCCCUUCGCAGCGUGAAUGUCGUUCCAACUCGGCGGAGAGCGCAAUGACAACAAUUUCCUUUAGCGGAAGUGGGGCGGUCAAACUGUCGGUGGCUCGAUCUCCCGAUGUUAAACAGGAAGUACAUGACGAAAUAAGUUCUUCCGC
Molecule: messenger RNA, 527 nt
Organism: Amoebophrya sp. A120
Lineage: Eukaryota; Dinophyceae; Syndiniales; Amoebophryaceae
Source: the annotation of a GenBank genome assembly